UGGUCGCUUUCAGCUCGUCGUUAAAACGAUGUAUCGCUUGCUGCAGAUACAGCUGCUUUGAGGGUUAGAGCUCAGCUCAAACGCUGCGCCGAAAUGUAUUGAGAAAGAGUUCUCAGGAAAAUAUAUGAGGAAUUUUAAGGUGGCAGCCCACAUGUAUAUUUCAUUCUGAAUGCUGGUCCAGGAGGUAAACACCACAGCAUGCUGUUGUGAAGUUGGAAAAUAUUAGGGCAAGAUGCAGUCUUCAAACCACAGACUACGAGAUAUGGAGCAGCACCAUCCCCUGCUGUCAGCAGGUGCAGAUGUUGAGACAGGUAGCCUUGCAGCUGGAGUGAUGGUUGGAGGUCCCCACGUGGGUCACACAGCAGGGAACCGCACACUGUGGUUUAUUCAGGACAGCUGUGGUAUGGUGUGUGCAACCAUGACCUGGUUCCUAGUGCUGUACGCUGAAUUUGUUGUGAACUUCGUCAUGCUUUUGCCCGCAAAGAAUUUCUGGUACUCGCUGCUGAACGGAGCUGCCUUCAACUCACUGGCUGUGCUUGCAUUGGCCUCGCACCUGCGCACCAUGUUGACCGACCCGGGUGCAGUUCCCAAGGGCAAUGCAACAAAGGAAUAUAUGGAGAGCUUGCAGCUGAAGCCUGGCGAGGUCAUCUACAAGUGCCCAAAGUGCUGUAGCAUCAAGCCUGAGAGGGCACACCACUGCAGUAUUUGUAAACGAUGCAUCAGGAAGAUGGAUCAUCACUGUCCCUGGGUCAAUAACUGUGUGGGAGAAAAGAACCAGAGAUUCUUUGUUCUUUUCACUAUGUACAUAUCGUUGAUUUCUGCCCAUGCCCUGGGCCUCAGUGGCAUGCACUUCUUCACAUGUAUUAAACAUCAGUGGAAUGAGUGCAGCGAAUUCUCUCCAGGGGUGUCUGUGCUGCUGCUGAUCUUCCUCUGUCUCGAAGCCAUCCUCUUCCUCACUUUCACAGCUGUAAUGUUUGGUACGCAGAUCCACUCCAUCUGCAACGAUGAGACGGAAAUUGAACGUCUUAAAAAUGAGAAGCCCACUUGGGAGCGGCGCGUGAGAUGGGACGGAAUGAAAGCUGUAUUUGGGGGUCCGCCAUCUCUGCUGUGGUGCAAUCCGUUCACAGGCCUCCGUCUGCGACGCCUUUUGCUGUUGACCCACGGUCGCCGUGGCGGGUCUGAGUUUUCUGUCUGAGUAGACUGCAGGUUAAUGUAGCUCACCAACACCUGACCGUGUUUGGGGGGGAGAAAAAAGGAUUUCUUUUAUGCCCUCUUUGACUGGGGCUAAGAUGAACCUCUUCUACCUGAGGCUAUUCUGCUCAAGUAGGUGAUGAGACAUGCUGCAGCAGUGGGACCAGAGUGUAUCGCAAUCACUACUGAAAGUCUGUGUUGUCUUUCACAUGCUGAUGUGGAUCCAACACUUGCUUCGCACAAGUCAGCUGAACAACUGGAAUUUUUUUUUUUUUUUUGGCAACAUGAGCAGCAAUUUGGUUUGUGUUGUAACGCAUGCAGUAUGUAACUGAAGUGAGUCUUUUAUUACCCACCAUCCAAGAUGCUGAUUGAACUCAACUAAUGCACCUUAGGACACAACUUGGAGUACGUUUUCUUUGCUGUGCACAUGAGAUUCAAUAAAAGUCUUUGAAUUUUUUGAAGCGUGGAUCAGCAACAUAUCUUUCAUCAUCACUGAAGCCACACGAGUGGAUCAAAAUGGAAAGUGCUUGAAGCAUUUGUGUUGGGCCCAGACAUGAAAACCACUGACAAGGGAAUUACAGUCAAGGACAUGCACUACUUCCAUGACACUUGAGGAAAAAGCCUGGUUAUGGAGCACAGUGGACAUCAGAGUUUGAACUGUGCUGCCUUAAUUUGCAUGUAUAAUGCUUCAUUCAGUAUCUUAGCCUGGAAAUGAGGCUUUAAUCAUCUUAACAAGCUACUCAUUCUUACCCAGGAGCUGGCUUUUUCUAUCUCUUCAUCUCCUUUGUUGUAGUUUUUCCCCAGGCUAAAGGUGUUUAGGUUUCUGGGGCUUGUAGAAAUUAAUCGUCCCCCCGCCCCCCUUUUUUUUUUCCUUUUAAAUAACUGGUGAAGCUUGAUCACCAUGAGCACUCCUCAGCAUCUGACCAUGACUCACGGGAGAUGACUACUGCUAGUCUUCAUUUGGACAGAAAAACAAAAGGGAGAAAAAAAGCAAAAAAAAAACUGUUUUAUAACAAUUGUAUAUGUGUAUCCGUUUCCUAUUCCAUCACUCCUACAUGCUGCUCAACAUCUCCACGUUUCUGAAAUCGGUGAAUCAGGAUCAGUGACUGCCAGACAACUGAUAGGCCGUCUUUUCAUAUUGGAGUCAGGCUGAAGACUGACUGUUGCUUUGUUUAAUUCAUUCAUGCUUUUUUUUUUCCUUCAUGUGGAAAUCUGGAGGGUACUUCUGUGUUUAGUAGGAAUUUUAAUAUAUACAAAAGCAGUUGGAUAAGUCUUCAUAGCAUUUAAAUCCUGAAAAACAAUUGUAUAAGCCCUCAAGAUGGUCUCAGACGUGGUCACUUUGCAUGCUUCUUGGCCACCGUGUGUAACAACAUGUUGAAAAGGUGGUUUUGAAACAUUAGCACAACCUCCUCUGGCUCAUUGUAAGUGCAUUCUGAUCUACUGUGCAAAGCUCUAUUGUGAAGUCAGUUUGUAGACGUAAAAAGAGUGCUUUGCUGAAAAAGACUGAGGUACCAGGCUCACUAUACAAGCUUUAAUACCAUCUCGGGGAGCUCAGCAGAUGCUUGUGAGGCCUUUUUCCUAUAGCUCCAGAGGUUUCAGACCUGUACCCUCUAGUGGCAGAACAGUAGCAGACACUUACCCAGUGUUAUUAGAACACUUUGCCAUGCCUUUGAAAUAUAAAUUCAAGUUAUUUUUUAGGUUAAAAUAUAUUGUGAUUUUUUUUUUUUUUUUUUUUUGGGAAGUGUUUGUGGCAACCUUUCUCAUACUUUUACUGUGCAUAAUUAAUGAGUUUGUUGCCACUGAAUGAAUGUGGCUUUUUGAAUCUGCAGUUCAGAAUUUAAAGUCAAGUCCACAGAUGCACAGGCUGGUAUUAUCAACGUAUUGUCAAGUCAAGGCUCUCAAAGUCUAAUUUUAUUGCUUGCUGAACAACAUACUGCUGUUUGUUUUCAUCUGUGGUUGUUAAGGCAAGGAACUCUGUGUUCACUGUUUACAUUAAAUAAUAUCCGAUGCUCUAUUGCUGUAAUGUUUUGAAAAACAUGUCAGAGUGGUAUUUCACAGCACUGUCAUUAGAAGGGUCACAGCACUGAAAGCUAAUUAAUAUCAGGGGAUUAUUUAGUGCUGGCCUAAUUUCUCAUUUGUAUUCUGCUGGUUUGCAUAUAUUUCCUAUUUAAAUAUUAUCUUACUUUCACUAUAUACAUCAUGGCACAUUCAACAAGUCCCUAACAUGCUCAGUGAAAACUGUUAAAGUUAAGCUUAGCACAAGGUGUGUCUGGCACUUGUAUGAGUGAAAGAUCCUUUAAAAUUUGCUAGAAAAUAAAAUUCACAUUGUUUAGUCUUGCAAAUGCAUAAAUAUGUUGCUGAUCAUGCAACCACUAUAAAAAAAAAAAGUGUUGCAGAAAAUGAUGGCAAAACUAGAUCCGCUAGUCCAACAAACAGUUGUCAUUAGAAUAGAAGCAAAUAUAAAAAGCAGGACAUGAAGUAACAGGACUAAUUCAGUGCUAAACUUUUAGUUGUAGUUGUUAUAGGUACCAAAACAGAGGUAAUUGCAGAUUGACAUAUAUUACUGUGUUAAAGCAUUUGAUGUUGACUGGUGUCAUUUGAGCAAGAUUGAUGUGUUCUAGUAUUUGACAAUAGGACAUCCUGUUUCAUGACCAAACUCAGAAACUGUAGUCAUAAUGUCUUAAGUUGUUUGUUUCCCACACAGUAACAGAAUCAAUGAAUGCUGAAGGACCCAUAAUCAUAUUUUCUCUCUGCUAUAUGACUUAAAAAGCUACAUUCACCAUGGGAAGGUGAAUGUUGAACAAUGUGCAAAGAUGUGUAAACCAAUACAACACUAUUCUGGCAAAGCCUUUUUUUUCCCCCUCCUCACAGUAGCUGGCAGUUAAAGCAGAGUUUUACAGCAUAUAAAGGAACAGAGAGCAUUUUGUAAUGUGUAGUAGGAAUGAUUCUUAACAGGAUCAGUGUUUGAUCACAGAUUUACCAUUAAUAUCACCAUAAACAGUGAAAGUUUUGUUUCCUACACUCCUCAGAGAAUGUUUCUUCAAGAACAAAAGUCCUUCAGCUUUAUAAACAAAGUAUAAAGGUUACUAUUAACAAUAUAUAAAUGGAAUGUUUUAUUCAAGUUUUUUUUUUUUAUUGUGUCAUAAUCUUAUAAUGUCUUAUAUUGUUAAUGUCAUACUUUUACAUAAUAAACCUGAUUAAUUUAAA
This is a messenger RNA of Archocentrus centrarchus (flier cichlid), 4398 nucleotides long. It is a transcript of the gene zdhhc7, whose product is annotated as zDHHC palmitoyltransferase 7. The transcript has 8 exons. The record is from RefSeq and is a predicted model, not a curated record. The coding region runs from base 233 to 1195 and encodes 320 amino acids. NCBI's taxonomy places the organism in Eukaryota, Metazoa, Chordata, Actinopteri, Cichliformes, Cichlidae. Gene Ontology annotation, molecular function: palmitoyltransferase activity.